This is a messenger RNA of Exophiala dermatitidis NIH/UT8656, 2657 nucleotides long. RefSeq lists its product as uncharacterized. Gene Ontology annotation, cellular component: nucleus. Bases 164 to 2239 code for a protein of 691 amino acids. Gene Ontology annotation, molecular function: RNA polymerase I core binding; RNA polymerase I general transcription initiation factor activity. The record is from RefSeq and is a predicted model, not a curated record. Lineage: Eukaryota; Fungi; Ascomycota; Eurotiomycetes; Chaetothyriales; Herpotrichiellaceae. Gene Ontology annotation, biological process: transcription initiation at RNA polymerase I promoter. The transcript has a single exon.
GAAUAAUCGCUCUGUGUUCAAUUUGCGCAGGCUGGCACCCUCGUUACCUGGUAUUAAUUGAAGCUGUUAAUAGAUUGUUGAGACUGUUAUCUGCCAUCUGCAUAGGAUCUGCCGGCUCUCGCUUCUCUCUUCAUGACCUGUUGUACCAUUUGCCUCCCCGGCCAUGCUAGCCCUGCCACAUCGUCGGCCUGCCUUGCCGGCAACCAUCAGCAGGCCUUCUCUUCCUUCAAAAACUGUUAGACCUCAGGUGGUACAACGGAGAUCGACCCUCAAGCGUUCCAUUGACGAGACCGGAUUCAUGGAUGCCCCUUCCAGUCCUUCCAAGCGAUCGAGAGUGACCUUCGACUCAGAUGUGGAAAUCGUGUCGGCCGAUGAUGACGAAGAAUUGGAUCCCCUUGUCGUCAAGGAACAAGUGCGCAGAGCCAUUGAACGACAUCGGCUCAAGGACGAUGAAGGAUACGAACGGAUCAAAGGUUACUUCACAACCUCGCACGAGAAGCCUAAUGCUCCUUCAACGAAAGCGUUGAGAAUACACCUGCAAGCCGUUUUGGCAAAUGUUACCGCCCUCACAAAAGACUGCAGCGGACUAGUCAAUUCGAUCUUAUACAGCGAAUGGGUUGGAAGAGAUGAGGCGUACUAUGCGCUCUUCGUCCGGUUCCUCAACAAUCUAGCCGCUGCACAGCGGGGGUAUCAGCAUAAGAUUAUGUCGGUCUUGGUGGAAUUGCUUGGGCCUCAAAAGACGAGAAGGAUAGCUGGGUCAUCUCCAGUCAGACAACGGACCAUACAUCGGAGAGCAUUGCAGGCCAUUCAGCACAUCACCGUCAACGUUCCGUCCUCCCCUGCGGCGCUUGCCGAUCGAGUCUCAUCUCGUCUGGAAUUCGACUUCCAGAAAUCUGAAGAGCGCAUGACUUACAUCCGAAACUUCAUGGAGAUGAUCAACUAUGUCCCUGAACUCACCUCCGAGAUCCUAAACUGCGUUCUCAGGGAGCUCAUCAAGCUCGAUGUAUCCGUGCAAGUCGACCUGGACGAAGAGGAGGAUGACGCUGAGGACGACAUCCUAAACCAUAUGUCAUCUUCUCAAACCUUAGUCCCGUCCCAGGAUAUGUUCAAGGGUGAUCUGGACGAUGAAGACAACGACGACAUGAGCACUACCGAUGAAUCUGACAUUGAUGAAGAUGAAGAUGUCGACCCGGCCACAGCUCGUCGACAAAAACUCAAGGAUGACAUCAAGCAAGUCGACAUGAUUAUGGACAUUCUUUUCCAAUAUUACGCCAAGUUGACCACGUCGGGACCGCUUCAAGAUCGGGAUACUGCCGUCGAGCAACUUAUCUCGCAAUUCCACACUCACAUCCUCCCGACCUACCGCGCCCGUCAUCCUCAGUUCCUGGUGUUCCAUUUUGCCCAAUCGGAUCCCAUCAUCGUCGACCGCUUCGUCACUUCUUGUGUUGCCGUGCUCGUGGACAAGAGACAGCCUCAUCUUCUCCGCCACAGUGCAGCAGCCUACUUCUCAGGCUUCGUUGGUCGUGGUGCGCAUGUGUCUCCACAAGUCGUCCAAGACUGUCUCAAUCUGUUGUGUGACCACCUGACCAUUCUACGCAAAUCCUACGAGCCAGGCUGUCGUGGACCCGACAUUAAGCGAUAUGGUGACUUCUAUGCGGCGUUCCAAGCAAUCCUCUACAUAUUCUGCUUUCGUUGGAGGGACAUUGCAUCAGCGAGUUCCGACGACGACUCCGAUUUUGACGUGGACGAGGACGAGGUUGAGACCUAUCACUUCUCCGAGACUUUGCGCGAGGCCCUCCGAGCGGCCAUCUAUUCGCCCCUCAACCCUCUGCGUGUCUGCACACCAGUGAUUGUCGACCAGUUUGCAAAGCUUACGCACGCUUUGCAGCUCUUUUACGUUUAUCCGAAGCUGGAGGAAAACAGACACGUACGUGUGACGAGCCAUUGGCGGAGCAUUUCAGAUCUGGACAUCAGUAACCCGGACCGGGACUUGAGUUGGGUCGGUGACAAUGGCAUGCUGGAGGGUUAUUUCCCUUACGAUCCUUACCAUUUGCCCCUCAGCAAGCACUGGAUCGAAGGAGACUAUGUCGAGUGGAAAGGCAUACCGGGAGACGAAGCGGACGAUACCGAUUCCGAAGAAGACGCUGACAUGGAUUUUGGCGGCAUGGAGGACGAGGAGGAGAAUCAUGAAAGCCGUGGCAACCUUGCGGGUGCCGACGACGAAUCUGACGACGAAUGAGUUGCGUUAGCAAAAUCGCUUUCCUUUUUGCUGGUUCAUCUCGGUGUUCUGGGUCUGAAUACAAUCGUUUCAUGGGGUGCAUUAGCACAAGGUAUGGAUUGCUGGUUGGAAGACCUUUCUUUUCCUUUUUUUCUUCUUUCCAGCAUGUGCGUACGAGCGAGGCUGGAAUGGAGGGAAAAAUAAAAAGUUUGCAUACCUGCUAAAUGGCGGAGGACAUCUAGAAUGAAGCUGGAGAAAGAUGCAGUGCUGCUGGAUAUAAUAUGGCGGACUCGGACUGGACUUGUUUCGGAGAUGCACUAUCCAAUAGACAUUAUUCUAGAUUGACGCUUUUCAAGUUCAUACUCGCAAUGAGAUGGUGAUUGAUUGACUUAUUUUUCUGACUGGUUGAUUCACGCCCUGAAUGACAUGCACAGUAAAG